UGUAAAUAAAAAAUCAUGGGAAUGAUUAACUUUCCAUCAUCUCAAAAUAAUGUUUGUAAAUUGUUUAAUUACUGUUGCUGAUAAUGAUGAUUGAUAAUUGAUUGUCUAGAUAAUUGUUGAUUAUAAAGGAAAAUGAUUUGAGUUGAAUCUUCUCCAUUGUUUCUCAUGCUUGUUAUACGUUUAAUGUUGUAAAAUUUCCAUUAUGUUAUUAUUACAUUGUGCUACUAACUCUUGCUUUACAGAACUUCAUCAUUGCAUUUUUACCAGAAAAACCGGUAAUCAAUUCUUUAAUUUAUACGUUUAUACAGUUUCUUAAAGUAAUUUGGAGAUAAUUGGAUUUUAUCAGCUAUAUUUAUUUCAUCAUCCAUCACCAUCAUUGUUAUUUUCAUCCAUAACAACUUAUUGGUAACCUUAUCAAACUGGAUACAUUAAAUUCUAUCGAUUCAACACAAUCUAAUUGUCAACUAGGAAGUAUCAUGUCUAGAACAUAUUUCCGUGAGCGACGAUUAAUUGUUGAUUUGUUUGUAAUCGCUUUGGGAAUCAGUUGCUGGGUCUCAAUAAAUGGGCUAUGGAUGCAAACACCAAUUUUAACGACUCAGUUACCAGAAAAAUGGAACCUUGCUUCUUAUAUUGUGAUCAUCACACAAAUGGCAAACAUUGGACCGAUUGCCUUUGGAUUAUUUCGCAAAAAGCUGAAGUCAUAUGAAGGAAUUGUGAUCCACCUGACUCUAGCCAUUGGAGUCUUUUCCUCAAUAUUAUUAGCUAAAUUUUGGAAGAACACUGUGGUAAUCGGGACAAAGGAACACAGCCUUCCUUUUCUAGUUUUAACUGGAUUCUUGGCUCUAGUCGAUUGCACCUCAUCAGUUCUUUAUUUACCAUAUAUGGCUAAUUUCAAAUCCAAAUAUUUGAUGUCAUUUUUUGUUGGCGAAGGCUUGAGUGGUUUGAUUCCGAGCAUUGUCUCUCUUUUCCAAGGAGUCGGUGGUAAUCCAACAUGUGAAACAACAACCAUAAAUGGAACUAUUCAUCAACAUGCAGUUUAUCCUGAACCUAAAUUUUCUGUGACAAUAUUCUGUGUCUUCUUAACGAUAAUAAUGAUUUUCAGUUGGGUUUCAUUCACUAUACUCAACUCAUCAUUCUGUCAUUCCGAGUUAUCUCGUGAAAAACCAAUGAAUAAAGAAGGAGAUGACAAUGAAUUGCCAAUCAUGGGGACAAGAGAAGCAUUUAAAUUAACCAGAAACAGGAUCCGUUACUUACUUUUCCUCCAAGCAUUGAUUAGUGCUUUAACCAAUGGUGUCCUUCCAUCACUUCAAAGCUAUUCAUGUGCUCCAUACGGUACCUUAGCUUAUAACCUGGCCGUUAAACUUGCUGGAUUAGCAAAUCCAAUCUGUGCUUUUUUAGCCUUCUUCUGGAAAUCAAAGAUUAACCUAAAGAUGAUAACUUUAUUAACCUGUUUGGGGCUUUGUUUCUCUUCAUACACAGCUGUUACUGCUGUUUUAAGUCCAUCUCCACCUUUUGUUUCUUCUCCUUUCGGGUCUUUUCUAUUAAUAAUCUCGUGGAUCUCAUUGACGGGAACCUUUUCAUACACUAAGUCAUGUAUUGCUUCAGUAUUUCGUGAUUUCUCCAAGCGAGGACAGUUGGCCCUUUUUUGGGUUGGUGUUUUCACUCAAACUGGAUCAGCUAUUGGCGCUAUACUUACUUUUACUUUACUUAACUAUACCCAUAUCUUCAAAUCUUAUAAUCCUUGUUCAUAAGAGACCUUGCAGCCCAAAUCGAUGAUUAUUCAUCAGCUUGACCAUUAAUACGGACAGAAUGGCAAUUUUAAUAUAAAGGCGACCAAUUUUAUCUCGAUCAAUCAGAUCUCAUAAUACUAGUGAGUUUGGUCCAUAAAAGCACGAGGAGUAAAAAUUCAUCUCAUUACAUUACCAUCUUUAUUAUUUGAAAAAAUUCAACCCAUCAACGAAACGAUUAUAGACCUUCAUGAGCCAUUUGCUGAAUUACGUCGAGUUAAUUGAUAAUUUGAAAUAUAUCUCUGUCAAUCAAUUGGUUAUACAAUCAAAAUGCCAUUGAAUAUUGCGUGUGCAAGUCAUACUGAAAAUUAGUUGUGAUUGUCUGGUUAAAGAAAUACAAUUUUUGACUUUUAAAAGUUGUUAGCAUGUAUAAAAAGUGAUAGUUAACUGUUUGUCCAAGAAGAUAAUUCAUAUUCAUUGUGCAUCGACUUGCUCAUUGAAUCAACUUUCAUCGAGCUCAUCAAUUAUUGAAAUAGAUGCAAUAUUUUACUUAACUUUUAUAUUACAGUUAUAACAAAUUAUAUGAAUUGUUACUCUUUAAGUGUAAAAUAAUAAAAACAAGAACAGUUUGUCGUUAUUAAUAAACUAA
Messenger RNA from Tetranychus urticae (two-spotted spider mite), 2376 nucleotides. RefSeq names its product solute carrier family 52, riboflavin transporter, member 3-A. The record is from RefSeq and is a predicted model, not a curated record. Gene Ontology annotation, molecular function: riboflavin transmembrane transporter activity. Gene Ontology annotation, cellular component: plasma membrane. Gene Ontology annotation, biological process: riboflavin transport. NCBI's taxonomy places the organism in Eukaryota, Metazoa, Arthropoda, Arachnida, Trombidiformes, Tetranychidae.